Messenger RNA from Andrographis paniculata, 2772 nucleotides. RefSeq names its product xylulose kinase 2-like. Gene Ontology annotation, cellular component: cytosol. The record is from RefSeq and is a predicted model, not a curated record. Gene Ontology annotation, biological process: D-xylose metabolic process; xylulose metabolic process. Bases 1011 to 2480 code for a protein of 489 amino acids. Gene Ontology annotation, molecular function: D-xylulokinase activity. Lineage: Eukaryota; Viridiplantae; Streptophyta; Magnoliopsida; Lamiales; Acanthaceae. The transcript is spliced from 11 exons.
CUCUCUCUACUGUUUUGCAAAUUUGUAUGAUGACGAUGAUUAUUUUGCUUCCAUUAAAUUGUUUCCUUCGAAUUUUCCCUAUUUUCUCUUAUGAGUAUGCAUAUGGUUUUCAUGUUUUGAUUGUUGCGAAUAGAACUUGCUGAGAAAUUAAACAAGUGUUCUUUUUAAAAGAACAGAGAAUAUAUAUAUAUGUGUAUAUAUAUAUAUAUAUCCAAAACUGGACAAAUCUGUGAGAAUCGAGAAUAGAAUACAUCUGAAAAAAAAAAUUCGGAUGAAUUUCUCUCCCCCAAACCUUUGAAUACCACUUGUUUGAUUGGGUCAUGUUCCAAACAUUUAAGUGUGAAUACAAACAAUCAGAUUUUUUGAAAUUACUGGUUUAAGAAAUUAAGCAAUAGGGAAAUCCAAUAUGAAAAAACAUCAGAGACUCAGUGUUUUUUCUUUUCAUCUAUUCCCCCUCUUCAUGCAUGAACAACUGAAUUCCUACCAGUUUAUGCUGGAGCAUGUGAAUCUGCAUCAGCAUGGUUUCUACUUGGUGGAGUAGACCACUUUUCUUUUCUUUUUUUCUUUUUGUUGUUAAGUUUGCAUUCGGAUUAAUGGAAGCAACAAUCUCUUCCUUCUAGAUUUCAGCUUCCGACUUGUUACUUUGUAAAAUUAAAUUCGCUAUUUUCAUUCACAUAGAAUAGCAUACAUCUCUAGAAUAAGUCUAGAAUAUUACAAAUCUCUAAGGCUCGGACUAUUAUUAUUAUGUAUAUAUAUAUAUAUGUAAAUAUAGUCCAUAUAUAUAGCAACACGCUUCCUCCAACUUUGUGGUAUCAAAGAGACCAACUUGAGUUUGCACAAGAGAUUAUGAUCAUGAUAACAGGUCACUGAAAGUAACUGUACUAGAUGCAAAUAUAAACAUAUGUGCUACAGAGGUGGUAAACUUCGACACUGAAUUGCCUCACUACAAAACAAAGGGUGGUGUCUACCGGGAUCCAUCAGUCUAUGGGAGGAUUGUUUCACCAACAUUAAUGUGGGUAGAAGCACUGGACACUGUACUCGAAAGAUUAAAGAACACAAAUUUAGAUUUCAGUAAGAUUGUUGCUGUUUCGGGCAGUGCACAGCAACAUGGCAGUGUGUAUUGGAAGAAGGGGGUUUCGACUAUACUUGCAUCAUUGGAUUCAAAGAAACCAUUAGUAGAUCAACUCUCUGGUGCAUUCUCAGUAAAUGAAUCACCAAUCUGGAUGGACUGCAGCACUACAGUUCAGUGCCGAGCCAUUGAGAAGGUUGUUGGAGGUGCAUUAGAGUUAUCUAAGCUUACAGGAUCUUGUGCUCAUGAAAGAUAUGCAGGACCGCAGAUUAGGAAAAUAUUCGAGACACAGCCAGAAGUAUAUGAGAAUACAGAAAGGAUCUCACUGGUUAGUUCUUUCAUGGCUUCUCUACUUAUUGGAGAGUAUGCUUGCAUCGAUCACACUGAUGGAGCUGGAAUGAAUCUGAUGAAUAUUGAAUCAAGAGAGUGGUCUGAGAAAGCUUUGCAGGCUACAGCUCCAGACUUGGAGAGAAGACUUGGAAGAUUAGCGCCAGCAUAUGCUGUUUCUGGUUUAAUCUCUAAGUAUAAUGUGGAAAGAUACAACUUCAAUAGAGAUUGCCUCAUCAUUCAGUGGUCUGGAGACAACCCUAAUAGCUUAGCCGGGCUGACCCUCAACACACCUGGAGACAUAGCGAUAAGCCUUGGAACUAGUGAUACUUUGUUUGGAGUGGCUACCGAGCAUAAACCUAGCCUUGAAGGACACACUUUCCCUAGUCCAGUGGAUACAGAAAAUUAUAUGGUCAUGUUGGUCUAUAAAAAUGGCUCAUUAACGCGUGAAGAUAUUCGUAACAGGUAUGCAGAUCAUUCCUGGGAUGUCUUCAAUGCUUAUUUGCAACAAACGCCACCUCUAAACGGUGGAAAGAUGGGGUUUUACUACAAGGAGCAUGAAAUACUCCCACCUCUUCCAAUUGGCGAGCAUCGCUGCAUUCUUGAAAACUUCGCUAAUGUCUCUCUCUCCGGGCUCAAGGAGCGUUGGGUGACUGAGUUCGAUGCUCCAUCUGAGGUUCGAGCGCUUAUUGAGGGCCAGUUACUGUCGAUGCGUGCUCAUGCAGCGCGACUCGGAUUGCCUUCUCCUCCGAGGCGAAUAGUGGCUACCGGUGGAGCGUCUGCAAAUGAAUGCAUCCUGAGCUUGAUGGCUUCCAUUUUCGGUUGUGAUGUAUAUACUGUUCAAAGGCCAGAUUCGGCUUCUUUAGGGGCGGCACUGAGGGCUGCCCAUGGUUGGCUUUGCCACAAAAACGGAGCUUUUGUGCCCAUCGAAUCCUUGUAUAUGGACAAACUCGAGCAAACUUCUUUGAAUUGCAAGCUAUCCGCGCGCGCAGGUGAUCCACAGCUUGUUGCUAAGUACACUAUGCUAAUGAUAAAAAGAGCAGAAAUUGAAAAUGACUUGGUUCGGAGACUCGGGCGAAGUUGAAACGAAACUAAAGUGGUGGUUUUGAUCAGUAAAGGUUUUUUCCCUAUCUUACUUUAGCCAUAAUACAUUGGUUGCAAUAAUAGGUCAUUCAUUAUAUCUUUGGGAGAAUGGUGUAAACAAUUACUAAAAUGUAUACUUGUCUUAAUUUGUCCAUCAAAAUCAUUAACUUAGUGUAUUUGAAAAUGAUGCACUAACUAUCGAUAUUCGCCUUAAUACAACAUUGAUGUUUUUUAAUACGAGAAUUAUUCAAACUGAAUGUCUACUCAAGUGUAAGUAUUCUACAGGCAAGGAG